Pichia kudriavzevii is the source of this 2841-nucleotide messenger RNA. RefSeq lists its product as uncharacterized. Gene Ontology annotation, cellular component: nucleus. Gene Ontology annotation, molecular function: protein binding. Bases 1 to 2841 code for a protein of 946 amino acids. The record is from RefSeq and is a predicted model, not a curated record. Lineage: Eukaryota; Fungi; Ascomycota; Pichiomycetes; Pichiales; Pichiaceae. The transcript has a single exon.
AUGGAUCCAGAUAAGCAUUCGUUCCCGCAUACUCCGUCGGAACCAGCAGUCAAAGAUUCGGCGGCAUCAACAACCAAGGAGCUCUUGAACGCAUACAUUUAUGACUUUCUACUCAAAUCGGGCCUUAAAUCCAGUGCUGCGGCUUUUCUUAGAGAGGCUGAUAUUCCAAUUGUAUCCGAUACGGGGAAAAUUGACAAAUUCUACCUUUUAAAUAAGAAACCAACGGAACUACCAAAACCAGAGAUGUCAAUAGACACUCCCAGUGGAUUUCUAGUGGAGUGGUGGCAAAUGUUUUGGGAAAUAUACAAAUCCAGAAAUGAUCCAGGAUCUUCUACUGAUGUCUCCCAGUAUUAUCAAUUGGUUACUUUAAAACAAAGGCAUGAUUCCUUGAGGAUUAACAACUCACAAUUACCUCAGCAUGUCCAACACCAUCAAAUGCCUCACCAACAUGCAAUGCAACAGAAUGGUCCUUGGAAUCAAAGAAGACCAAUUCACCCUCAACAGCUGGCUCCAGGACAGACCAAUCCUCAGAAUAUCCAACCACAUCUACAACAAUCCCAAUUACAUCUACAACAGUCACAGCAAUUACACACAAACAAACAACCUCAACCUCAUCUCUCCCAACAACCAUCAAUCCAUUCUCCUCAUCAACAACAGUUCCCUAAUUCAGGCUCUCCCACUUCGGCUAUAGCUCCAGCAGGAACUGCAGUGGCUCCUCAUCUUCAACAUCCACCUCAGGUGGACCUACAGCACCCUCUUUCAAGUCAAACUCCGUCAACUACGGGUUUAAGAAACAGUAAGGCAAACUCUCCAAAUGAUUUUGCUAAGAAACCUCAAAAUUCUCGUCCGAUGAAUCUCCAGCCACAACAACAACACCACCUUAAUCAGAAUCAGAAUCACAACCAGCAACCUCAAUCUCAGGUACAACAACAACAACAACAGCUGCAACACCAUCACCAUCAGGGCCAAAUCCAAGGUGAAGGCCAACAGCCGCAACCACAACCGCAAAUACAACCGCAAUCGCAGCCACAACAACCUCAGGUUCAUAAACAGGCAUCCAGUGCCCAAAUACAAAGGGUACAGCAGCUUGAAAAUUCUACAGUCCCAAACUCUGCAACAUCAACCCAUUUUACAGGCUCCCCACAGUCCCAUGUCGUACCUCCAACGAAUAAUUCUAGAAGUUAUAACCUUCCGAAUCAACAACAACAACAACAGAUCAUGCAUCAACAACAACAACAACAACUCGUAUUCGCUCAAAGUGGUUCUCCUAAUAACGUUCCAAGCGGAAUGAAUGGACCCACUGUUAUCAAUGAUCCAAGAAAUCCAAUGCCUCCUCAAAAUAUGAUGGCCAAUCAGCAUAGCCAAAUCGUUCACCCUAAUGCUCCCUAUCCCCCAAAUAUGAUUCAUCCGUCCCAACAGAUGAUGAUGCAACAGCAACAGCACCAGCACCAGCACCAGCAACAACAACCACAACAGUUGCUUCCGCAAUCACAGGCUCUUUCGCAAGCCUCAACACAUGCACAGGUGCAAGCUCAAAUGCAAGCACAGGCACAAGCACAGGCGCAAGCCCAGCUUCAAGCCCAAGCACAAGCACAAGCUCAUGCCCAACUUCAAGCCCAAGCCCAAGCCCAAGCCCAAGCACAAGCCCAAGCACAAGCCCAAGCUCAGGCGCAGGCGCAGGCGCAAGCACAUCUUCAAGUGCAAGCUCAAACUCACUUUCAGACGCAAGCGCAAGUGCAGGCAAAAGUACCACAACAAACAGUUCUAAGAGAAAACAUGAAGAAAGUCUCUUCUCAUAAACGGCAGAGGGUUGACUGUGAUGCUGUAAGCCCAUCCACUGUAAACGUGACGUCAAACUUUUCAAGACCACAUUCACAAGCACCAACACCGGCUAACCCAGAUAUGCAUCCCGUGCAAGGCCAAUUUACAAACCCGCAUCUAGCAUCUCAGCAGAAUCAGAUGAUGACACCGGCUAGUUUGCAAGCAGGUCCUGUUUAUCCCCCUGUCAGCGGGAAUAAAAGGCAGUAUCCUAAUGAAAGCAUGAAGGAGUAUGGCGAAGGGUUACGAAUAUUGGAAAGUGACAACAGGAAACGAUUGGAAAAUCAGUACAACAGUACGUAUACACAACAAGGUAGGAAAAAUGAGCCGGCACCUCAAUUUGCAGAGUUUUCUAAUAUGCUGGGACAACUACAACAGCAACCACCACAACCUUCUGCCAAUAAAAACUCACCGCUAGGAACUAGCAAUUCCCCGUCGGUUAAAUCACCGUUGAACAAGAGGACCAGUGUAAGCGGAACAACACCAUUAUCAAAUGGUUUGAAUAGCAAUGUUCAAAAUGGUGGUAAUUUGUUAUCAGUUUCCAUAGCACAGUCUACUUCGAAUAAGAAAAAGCAAGCGAGAAAGAAGACUUCUAGUUCCGUUCCUGUAACACCCGCAACACCAAAUGCUCCACCCACUCCUCAAAAUGCCAAAGCUUCCACUCCGACUGCACAGGGAACUACCAUCUCUAGACGCGGGAGAAAGAAAACACAGGGAUCCACUGCUUCGACUCCACACAUAAAGGAUGAAUUGACAAGUGUCACCGAAGGUGUGACCACUGACCUAAACGAUGUAGACAAUGGCAAAAAUCACAACGAUACAAAAUUAGGUAAAAAACACGGGAAUGUUAAAAAGGAAGAUCAUUCACAGCCAUCACAACCACAAAGACCAAAUGAUCCUUCGAAUCCUGGAUUUGAUGACCCUCAAUUGUUAGGUGACUUCAAUAAUUCGGAACAAUUUUUUGACUUUGGUCUGUAUACUGGCGAAGAAGGUUCUGAAAUGUUACAGGAUUUUUUCCAAUGA